AUGGUAACCUCAAUUUCAAAGAUCUAUCUCGCGUCCGGUACUGCAUGGUUCCAUUGUGUCGAAGUUGCAAUCAUUUUGUCAUCUCUCAGCUUUGCUAAGCUAAUGAGGCCCAAUUGGCUAACAUGGGUUGGGCUGAGGUUUGUAUGCAUAAACCCUUCAAGGAAUUUCACCAUUGAAACCUUCUUCCUCCUCUGUGAGUACUACCAAUCUGUGCUCAAAAACUUUACUUGGUUAACUGAUUCAUUUGUGGAGGGAGAAAAAGCCGGUAAAAUGCCGUUGGGGCUGAUAAUGGGAAUUGGGAGGGCGUUCAGGAGAAAGCGCACUUCUUCACUCGAUAUUCUCACCUCGAAAAGGAGUCCUCGAGGUUAUUACAAGGGAAAGAAUUGCAAGCCCACUGGUUUCCACACUCGCAAAGGUGGUUAUGUUGUGGUACCUGAAAAGUUGCCAAACUAUGUGGUACCAGAUUUGACUGACUUCAAGCUAAAACCUUAUGUGUCCCAGUGUGCUAGAGAAGUUACUGAGGCGGCUGAAUCAGCCAAGUAA
Messenger RNA from Fraxinus pennsylvanica, 543 nucleotides. Lineage: Eukaryota; Viridiplantae; Streptophyta; Magnoliopsida; Lamiales; Oleaceae. The record is from the annotation of a GenBank genome assembly.